AUGACCUGCCCAGCGCGAAAGGUGUGGCCCUCUUGCUUCAGGUCAAAGCUCAAUUCUGGAGAAUAUAUCCUGGGCGAAGAGCCGAAGCUAGAUCAGGAUAAGGACUACGAAGUUCAGGCGACCUCAACGAGAGGAAUUUGCAUUGCACCUUUGCUGUUACAAAGACAGAGCGAGCUCGAAUACAAGGUCCCUGAAGGGGCGAAGCGCGUGCCGUGGGUUGACACCAUGGCGAUAGAUGGACAGACUGAACUGCCAAAGGGUGUCACUGCCAAAGAUGGAGUGAAGCUCGAGAGCAUGGCUUCAGACGCCGCAGCGGAAGCUUACAGAAGGACUGACAAGCAGAUGUAUAGAGUCCGCCAGCAAGCAGCGGAGGAGGAGCGUCGAAUCAAGAUCGUUGAAGAUAGAAAGAAAGCUCAAGCAGGCAAGAAGUUCGCGAAGAAGGCCAAAACAAAGAAGCUGGAAGAGCGAGCAAAGGCGCGAAAUGCAGCUUGGUUUGCUCCCGGACUUUGCAAACGACACUUGGAAUGUCAGGAUAAGCGAAACUCGCUAGAGCAAAUUGCCGAGUGGCGAAAUCGGAAGAAGACUGAAGGUAAGAAUACGGAUGAUCAGGACUGA
Molecule: messenger RNA, 615 nt
Organism: Durusdinium trenchii
Lineage: Eukaryota; Dinophyceae; Suessiales; Symbiodiniaceae
Source: the annotation of a GenBank genome assembly